CCAAACAACUCCCUUUUUCAUUUCUCUUUCUCAGAAUCCAAACAACUCUCUCUGUUUCUCUUUGUCAUGGCUCCUGCAUCAAAGAAGGCCAUAACAAGGUCAAUAGCCAUAGCUUCACGGUCGUGUGCCAUUUUUGUUGUUGGGCUUAUUUUCUUGAGCUCUUUCAGAGACUAUUCACUGGUCAUGGAUGAUGAGGCUGCAGUGAGAGGUGGACACCAUCUGAUAAGCCGACGACCACCGUGCGACGAAAUCUACGUAGUCGGAGAAGGAGAGACCCUCCACACCAUCAGUGACAAGUGUGGUGACCCUUUUAUUGUGGAGCAGAACCCUCAUAUUAAUGACCCUGAUGAUGUUUACCCUGGACUUGUUAUCAAGAUCACUCCAUUUUCAAACUCUCGCGGCUAGUCUCGCCUACCUUAGAACAACUUUGUGUUGCUUUCGUUACUAUAUAGUUCUUAUCAGUAUUCUUUCUUUAAUAGCUUAAUGUAAACAGAGCAUUUUUGCUUUUGAAGAUUUUUUUUUUUUUUUUUUUUUUCCUUGGGAUCUAUGAAAGAUUCUGAGUGUGUGUAUCUUGGUGAAUCACAUCAAUAUAUACUCUAUGCGCGUAUGAUUCCAUUUCCAUUUCCAUUUCCAUCAAUGUUUGUGUUUAUGUAAGAAGGGGAGACAAAUAUAUACUCUGAAUCUGAAAAGACAAGGAUUUUUAAUUUCCUUAUUUAUUUACGUGUGUUUGCUUCUUAAUUAAUUUAUUUAUUGAAUUAUUAUUAUUAUUAUUAUUAUUUUUUUGGCUGAGAUAAGAACUUGGGAAAUUAUAAUAUAGUACCAAAGAGAAAUAAAACCAAUUUUAUACUAUAAAUUGUUUUUUUACUUCAAUUGUUCUUGAGUCUUGACUGAAAUUUAAAUUUUGAUUCUUAAAAAACAAUUAUGAUCAAAG
Messenger RNA from Cornus florida, 931 nucleotides. RefSeq lists its product as uncharacterized. The record is from RefSeq and is a predicted model, not a curated record. Bases 67 to 405 code for a protein of 112 amino acids. NCBI's taxonomy places the organism in Eukaryota, Viridiplantae, Streptophyta, Magnoliopsida, Cornales, Cornaceae. The transcript has a single exon.